CCGCGGACAGUCGCGCCGUCACAGUCCCGCCGAGCGGCCGCUACACGCUGCCCCGCUCGCUCCCACUCACGCGCCCUCUCUCCUCCACCACCAGGCCGCCCGCACGCCCGCACGCCCGCCCCCUGGUAAGCCGAAUUGACGAGGACGUGUUGAGGGUGAGUGUAUUGGCCAGGGCGGUGAUGACGCACCAGUGACGCAACUCUUGAUGCAACUUUUGACGCAUCUCUGACGUAGGGUUCCAUGCCUGGACUGCGUACUCAAAGGUAAAUCCGUGUGGCAGCCGUAAGAGGGGAAGUGUUCACGACAUACAAAUCUUAGCCGGAGAGUCGUGGAUGAGUUUGAUGAGUGGUGCGGGAGGCGAGUGGUGAGGGCUGCCUGGUGAGGCCCGCCUGGUGAGGCCCGCCUGGUAAGUGGUGGGUGAUGGAGGGCGCCAGGUCGCUACUCUCAGACAGACUUGAGGCUGCCAAAACGCACCUGCAGGCCCACGAGUCACCCCCUGCCCCCCCAAUCCCCCCCGAGAGGGUCAGGUCCCCCCUCACCCUUCUUCCGGAGAGGGUGAGGUCGCCCCUCACCCUGCACAUGGAUAGCGCCACUUCGCAUCUCACCUCAGUAGCGGAGAGCUUCAAGACACACUUUCCUCAAGGGUCUGAUGAAACUAAGUCCCUCCUGCUGCAGGGUCUGGAGGGUACCAUGUCCCUGCUGGCUGCCCGGGGCAUGGAGGGUACCAAGGCCAUGUACCCUCUGGCCAUGGACAGCCUGAGGGCCUUCCUACCCUAUGGAGGCGAGUGCGUCAACUCUUAUCUUCAGGAGCGACUGGACUCGUCUCUCAAGGGCGUCCGGGAGAGGAAGGACUCGUGUACACCGGACUCUCCGGGAGAUGCUAAGCGAGUCUUGGAGCACCACAGAGAGCACAGGACUCACAGGAAGGUUGCUCACAGCCCAAAAUCUCAGCUCUCUAACCCUAGGCAUGACGCCCAUCUUGUACACGCCAUCAGGGAAUUACACGAGGAGGAGUUUGGUCUGGACGCCGUGCUACUGGCUGAAGGUGGCCACGUGGGUGCACACUGCGCUGUGUUGGCUGCUGCCUCACCCUUCCUCAAGUCUCUUCUCCUACAUGCCAAUGACCACCCUGCCAUCAUCUCUGUCACAGGUACAUCGUUGUCAACUCUGCAGGCAUUGGUGACAUGCUUGUACACAGGCAACAUUCCAGCUGGUACAAGUCUUUAUCAUUUGGCAGAGGCUGCAAAACUUCUAAAAAUGGAUGAACUGAGUGCCGUCCUACAGAAAACUUUUAUUGCUCAAGGUGGUUCAGUGUUAGAGUUGACCCGGCCCCUGCCAGCUUUGCGGUCUGCUUUAUAUGGCUCCCAGGGCUUGGCGCUACCCUUGGAGCCACGUACCGAGAAAUCGGGCAAGAAAAUCCGUAGCAAUCGCCUGGACCAGAUUCUCUACCAGAAACUUAAUGUAAACCACUUGGCACCAGCUGAUAUUCCAGAACCCUGUCCAGUGCCUCCCCCUGAUUCCUCCAGAGUGCCUGUCCUAGAAUCUCCCAGAGUGCCUCCCCCAGACCACUGUGGUGGAAUCUUAGGUGAGCUGUUAACUAAAUCUGACCCCCUUAGGAGUGUAUUUUCUAGUGGUGGCUACUCCAUUGCUGACCUGGGGUUUGAUUCUUCCUGCACUCCACUCAAGCCUCUCAACCUCUCCAAGCCUAACAAGAAUCAGUCAUCUUCCACUUCAGAAAUGUCUUGUCAAACCACUUCCUAUACAUCUUCCACAAAUUCCUCGACUUCCACUACAACAUCUUGCAAUACAUCGGUCUCCAGUCUAGCUUCCAGUCUGGCUUCCCAGACUGACUUCGGUGUAAGUUGUGCAACCUCCCUAGCUUCUACCUUGCCAGGCAGUAUGACUGGUCUUCUGCCCGCACUGACGCCCUCCAGCAUCAUGUCACCGUCUGCCCUUGCUUCCCUAACUUCAUCUUCUGCAUUAGCUUCCCUGGGAACUCAACAUUCUGCAUCUUCUGCUCCCUCCAAAAGCAAAAGCUCUAGUAAUAGUGGAAGCAGCAGAAGUCGGAGUGGAAGCAAGAGUGGCAGCAGCGGGCGAAGCAGCAAUAGCUGUCGGCUAAGCAGCAGCAGAAAUUCUAGUCAACAUAGCUUACCGUUGCUAUAUACUCUAAACAGUGGCAUCAUGACACCUGAAGUGGCCAACGAGGUGUGUGAACAACUCAAACGCAAUCCUCAGUUGGCUUCCCUUCCAGGAUUUGAUAGCUUACACAAUUUAUCAAAUUUGAGCAGCUCAGCCAGUCUUCAGAGUCUUGCUAAUCUCCAUAACUUAUCAAGUUUACAGAGUUUCCCAACACUGUUCCCAUUCUUGGCUCCCCCAUCACCAGAGAGCCCAUUGGUUGGAAAUCAAGGCAGUUUGUCUGGAAGUAAAGAUUGCCACAUGUCGCCUGGUGCUCCCACAAGUGACCCUAGUCUAGCAGCUGGUACCACCUCCACUGAAGUGCCAAAUGUUAUGAGUCCAGCUUUAAUGCCUUCUGAGGAUCAGGUUGCUUUGAAUUUGAGUAAUAGUGCAUUAACUUCCCAAAGCGAGUCUCCGAAGUCUACACAAACAGAAGAAUUUAGUACUUCCAUGCUUGCUCCCAGCAACAGUGCAACCCAAACUUCUAAUGACACUAGCGCAGGAGUGGAAGAAAGCGAUGAAGCAGCACACACAGUCCACCCGCCUCCCACUGAAAUAUCUACCAGCUGUCAGACUUUACUCUCGCAAAACUCCCCCGACUCUGCACUCGAUGCGGACCAAAAUGAAAAUAGCAACACCCCCACCACUAAUAGUAGUGUAGCGUGUAAUAUGAGCCACACUAGCAGCAAUACCAUCAUUAGUGGUAAUAUGGAUCCCAGUAGUCUUCCUCUUUUACUGAUGAGCUCUGGAGCAAGUUUAGCAGGAAUGACACAAUCACAAACUGAUCUGCCAACAGUUACUGAUUUGUCUAUGGAUACCCACUGCACUACACAACAGGAGCCAAGUGUGUUGUCCCCAGAAGUUAUAGACUGUACAGAUGAUAAUGGUAUAGAAGUUAUUGAAGAAAUCCCUCCUGGCAUUAACAGAAACCAAGUUCAUGCCCGCAAAACCCUGUAUCAUUCUGGACAUAUGGGAAGGAAGAGGAAGGGGUGUGGAGAGUGUGAGGGUUGCCAGGUGGUUGAAGACUGUGGCCAGUGUAGAUUCUGUCGUGAUAAAGCCAAGUUCGGAGGACCAAAUAGACUGAAACAAGUGUGUGUGUACAAACGCUGUGUACUCGCAGAGAUUGAGCCAGAAGAUGCAAAGAAGAGACGAAAGACAAGUGGAAAAAAGGGUCGUGGAAAGUGUGGAGGAUGUGACGGAUGUCAACGCACGAGUGACUGUAAUGAGUGCUACGCGUGCCUCCACAAUGCUGCAGCCCAGCCCCCGGCCCGUAGGAAGGUGUGCGAGAUGAGGGUAUGUGAACAACAGCAAAUGGAAGAGGUGCGCGCAGCACUCAGUGUGGCCGGGGAGCCGUCCCCGUACUCUACCGACUCGCUCAUGGCCGAGACUAUGGGCAUUCUCUCUGGAACAUCCAGUCCCACGCCAGAUGGUCAGCCAAGUACACACAAUGAUAAAAUGAAGUUAAUGAGAAAAAUGCUGAAGAAGAAAUUUGCCCAGCCUUACAGCCGGGUAAGCCCGUCUAAGGUGCGAACCAAAUACUACUGCGGGGAAUGCCCUGGAUGCCAGACGACUACGCCGUGUGGUAACUGUCUGUAUUGUGAAGACAUGCCCAAGUUUGGAGGACCUGGGCGAUAUAGACAGAAAUGCGUAAAGCAGUUGUGCGUUUAUCAUCCACGUCUACAAGCACUAAAGCUCUCCAACCGUAGCAAGUUGACGUACGAUGAACAGCACAUAUCCCACGAAACGCUUUCCCAUUUAGGUGCUGCUUUGACGUGCGCGGCAGAAGAAGCCAUUGAUUUGGGAUGUGGAGACAGUCGAGAGAAUUUGGAAGAGUUGGAAAGUUUAGAACCUGUUGAUGAGGCUGAUGAUAUAACAGAAGGAGAAGACAGCAAUGCCACUAUACAUGUUGUGAAUUCUAUGGAAGAAGUAAGAUUAGUAAACAGAGAAAGGCAAAAAUAUAAAGUUGACUGUGCUCCAGUCACUACUGAUGUGUGUAAUGAAAUGGUGAACAUUUUGCCAGCUGCCAUAGACAUUAUUUCUUCUAGUAAUGUCAACACAUGUACUGCCAUUACAAAAGCCGCUAGUGCCAUUUCUACUUCCGCUUCCACGUCCACACUUAACCUAACCCCAGUUUGUACUCCCAUCACUCUGAAAGUUGCAGCCCCUUCACCCAUCCCUAGUCAAACUAUUAUACCGUCUUCAGUGCCAACAACAAUUGUUGAUAAUAUUAGGCCAUUCAGAACAACAGUUGUUGAAACCACUAAGCCACUUGAUGGCGCCAGGCCGCUGCCAACGACAGUUCUUGAUGGCGCUAGGCCGCUGCCAACGCCAGUUCUUGAUGGCGCCAGGCCGCUACCAACACCAGUUCUUGAUGGCGCCAGGCCGCUGCCAACGACAGUUCUUGAUGGCGCCAGGGCACUGCCAACGCCAGUUCUUGAUGGCACCAGGCCGCUACCAACACCAGUUCUUGAUGGCGCCAGGCCGCUGCCAACGCCAGUUCUUGAUGGCGCCAGGCCGCUGCCAACGCCAGUUCUUGAUGCCACCAGGCCGCUGCCAACGACAGUUCUUGAUGCCGCCAGGCCGCUGCCAACGCCAGUUCUUGAUGGCGCCAGGGCGCUGCCAACGCCAGUUCUUGAUGGCGCCAGGCUGCUACCAAUGCCAGUUCUUGAUGGCGCCAGGGCGCUGCCAAUGCCAGUUCUUGAUGGCACCAGGCCGCUGCCAACGCCAGUUCUUGAUGGCACCAGGCCGCUGCCAACACCAGUUCUUGAUGGCGCCAGGCCGCUGCCAACACCAGUUCUUGAUGUCACCAGACCGCUGCCAACACCAGUUCUUGAUGUCACCAGGCCGCUACCAAUACCAAUUCGUGAUACUGAUAGGUUAAUGUCAUCAGUGGAUGUUGAUACCAUCAGGUCCAUGCCAAAAUCAUCUGAUACCACCAGGUCACUGCCAGCACCAGCUCUUGACACUACUAGGGUAAUUCCAGCACGGGUUGCUGAUACCAUUGGAUCAAUGCCACCAGCAGAUUUUGAUGCCAUCUCUUCAGUGGCAAACAAAACUCUUGAUACCACUAAGUCACUCCCAACACCAACUUUAGAGACCACAAAACCCUUGCUAAUACCUACUCUUGAUAUCACCAAGCCACUCUCAACAUCAAUUGUUGAUAACACAAAACCACUGCCAACAUCAGUCAUUGAUACCACUAGGCCACUGCCAUCACCGACGCCUGAUCCAGAAGUAACAGAAAUAACUGAAAACAUCAGUGAUGUUGUAGAAGGUGAUUUAGAUGAUGAAGUUGACAAUGGUGAUGAUGAGGAAGAGGUUAUAUCUGACGCGUCGGAUGUUCUGUCACCGCCAUCUACUCCUUCUCCUCGACCCCGCUUACGUGGAAGAGGACGUUAUCGGGGUCAAAGCCGAAGCAAAGGGAAAAUUGCUAAAACGGAGAGUGUCAGUAUAAAAAGAGGAAAGCGAACCCUUCGUAGAGGUCGGCGACGAAGAACUCCUCGCUUUAAUUUGGAGCCAGAUGACAAUUCUGAUUAUGAUGACCAGUUCAUGCUGGAGGGCGAGACCCCCAGUAAAGAGCUUUUUGCAGAAGACAAAGGUAGCACAACAAUCACACUGAAGAGUCGCCAGACCUCACGAGCGAAAGUGAAUGACAAGAUUGAUAACGAAGGGUUUAUUGGUAAUGAAAAUCCAAUCAAUGACGAGGACGACGACAUAUUUGCAAAUGUUUCAAAGGUAGAAAAGUUGACCAUAGAACCAGAUAUCUUUGAAUUCCAAGACUCUCAAGAAACUGUGAUUGAUAAUAAGGGGGAGACAAGAGACUCUGUUAUGAUGAAACAUAGUGGUCCAUAUGUGUUUCAGGAUGAGGAGCUUAGUCAAGGAGGAAGGGAUGUGAACGAGAAUGUAGGAACUGUAGGGGAGACGGCCUCUGCAUAGCACUUGCUCUCAACAUCCCUGAAGCACUCUCAUAUUCCAGUACAACUUACCAGUGAAUAAACUUGCCAAGUGUGAGUGAUGGUAAAGCUAUGUGUACAGUGCAUACAUUAUAUAUAUGUUAUAUGUGCUUAGACAUAAGUCUGUUUUUGUUUCUGUUUCACAGUGCUUCAUAUUGAGAAUGUUGAUGUUAUAUGGCUUUGGAUUCAUUGCUUGUUUGUUUUCAAUUGCUCAUUAACAGAAUAUUGCAGCAUAUAUUCUGAUUCAAGUUUAGUUCCUUUAUUUUGAAGAGAAAUUAACAAUGUUAAAACUGAGAUUGUAAAUUGAUUGCUCUCCUCUUAAGUCAAGACCAGUUCACUAGUAUAUGGUUGGUGGCGUACGAUUCCUUCAGUUUCUAUAAACUGUUGUAAUACUUUUGAGCUAGUCAAAUAGUGACCUUUGAUGAGUAGAGAAGUUACUGCAGUCACCCCCAUUGUGCCAUGGAAGAGGAAUUACGAGGUGGAAAACAAAUAAAGGGUGAUAUUGUAUACUCAUUCUGAUAGCUUUUACAGAAAUUUGAAAAAAACUUCAGAAGUGAUACCCAUAUUUAAUGUUGAAAAAGGGGCAACUGUUCAUUGUUUAUUUUGAGGAUGCCUUUGAAUCUCGUAAGUGUCCAAAAACCUACAAAAAUUAGUUAAGUGCCAUUUUUUUGCUGCCUAGUUGGACAGAUAUAAUAUAAGAUGAACUUUACAAUUCUGCAAAUAUUCCCUAAGUCUUUAUUUUUUUGGAAAAAGUACAAAGUCAUGUCUCCUUGUGUAAGUGAUAAGCUACUAAUGCGAUGCCGACAGCUUUUACAGUCUGGUAGUGAUAGCAUCGUGUGAAGCCAAGUGUUUUGUUAGUCGUUGAGUUAUUGUUCUUGUCAGUUUACACUGAAGAUUUACUCUCUGGAGAGUUUAUAUAUGAUGAGAAUGUGCUAUAUGUGUGAUAAAAAGCUAUCAGAUUACCUAGACAAGUUAUAUCGCUUGAGAAUUUAUUGAAUAUAUUUUCAGUUUCCUGAAAAAAACAAUGUGUAACUAUUUGCUUUUAAGUUUGUUAAAUAAGGAUAGCCACUCUGUUAAGAGCUUGUGAUUGUAUAUACACUUGGGAUUCCUUGCUAUCGUGGUUUCAGCAUCUGCGUGUUUGCUUAAAGGUCGUAUAAUAUUAUAUAAUAUUACUGUAUUUUGUUACAAAAGCUACAACUGCUCCAUGUUUGGUGUUCCUAUAUUGUUCUUAGUUACUAUAGGAUGUAGAGUUAUAUUGAAAAUAGAGUUUUGCCAUAUAUAGUACCUAGAUAUAUUUACAUAGCAACUUGUGACCAGUAUGAAUGAUUAUGAAAACUACAAUCUUUUGUCUUCAUCUGUUUGUAGCGAGUACUGUUUAUUUCUUUAAUAUGUUGGUUGUUCCUGCACAUUAUUCAAGAUAUUUUUGACUGAUUUUGAAAUUUUGUGAAGAAAAACAUAAAAUAUAAUUGCCAUAUUGUUUAGAAAAAACUAAAAAUGAUAGCUGCAUGUAUUUUGUUAACUGCACAAGAGUCUGGGCAAGUCACUGCACGCAUAUCCUUAUCAUGGAGUUACUAGUCGAUAUUUUUGCUCGAAUGUGUGUUAUAGAUGCUUGACAUUGUCUUUUUUUUUCAAUCAUUUAUUACAGUUACCAUAUCGUGACAGACAUAAGUAUACGAGUCUUCUUAACAGUUAGGGGUCAUCUGAUGAUAUAUUUGGGGGGGGGGUGAGAUUUAUUGUUUACUGGGGGAUAGUAAACUAUUACAUUUGUUUAAAAUCUAACUCAUUAUAUUGAGGCACCAGGGAAUCAAAAAGCACAGAAAUUAAACCGUUAUUACAUGCUGUGAUUUUGAUAUCUCCAUCUGCAACACACUUUGAUAUAUAAAUACAUACAUAUAAACACACUUGAGGGGUGUCCAGUGUUGCUCAGAAAUGAGGGAUGUCACAUUCACUAUACACUAUCUUUUUCACUGUAGACUUCUUCCCUACACAGAAGGUGUCCUUUGCCACCUUCUGUACCCUACACCACCUUCCAUACCAUUCAUCCUCCUUCCCUGCCCUUCACCAUAACCUCUACAUUUCAUCCCCGUAAUCUUAGUAAUGAUGGAGUCUUUAUUAACCGAGUUGGGUAAAUUAGUAAGAUUUGGCAUUUCAUUCAAAAAAGGAGGGCGGGGUGCAUAGGCUCAACCCCAUCCUGCCUACCUGUACCUGAAUUGUACCUGGAGUUUUGGGAGUUCUUCUACUCCCAAAAGCCCAGUUAGUCCGGCACGCCUUACAGAAAACUCUCCAUUUUUUUCUUGAAGACUUCCACUUUUGUUCCAGCAACAUUUCUUAUACAGUACUUGCUGGUAGGACAAUGAACAGCUGUGGACCUCUGAUGUUCAGACAGUGUUCUCUGAUUGUGCCUAUGGCACCUCUGCUCACUGGCUCCACUCUGCAUUUCCUUCCAUAUUGUUCACUCUGCUUUGAGGCAAACUCCAAGCAUCUGGCACCCAACCUCGGACACACAUUCUCUCAUACCAUAUGGAUAUACAUGCACAAAUGGAUAUGCAUACACCUAAACACACACACACACAUGUACUGUAAAUACAUACAUACAUGCACUAUAUAUUAGUAGUCAUACUUUAUAGCCAGAACUGCACUACUUGGCCAAGUAAGCAAGACUUUAUUUGCAUAACAGAAAUUUCAAAUAUUUCUUUCCAAAUAUUCAUUUUCACAAGAAGUUGCAAUAAUGUGAUAUAUCAGUGAGAAAAUCACUGGAGCAGAGUGGAGAUUGAACCAGCGAGUUGGUGAAUGCCAGACGAGUGCCAUACCCCUGAGCUGUGAUGCUAAGAGCUAUUCACCCCAAAACACUACUGUGUCCUCCAAGGAUUCUGUAGGCCCAACCUGUUGCCACAGUUUUUACAAAUAACCUAUAUGCACUCUGGAAUGGGUAUGGAGUUCUCCACCAUUUCACUCCUUUCAAAUAUCUUAGACAUGGUUGUGUCCCAAGUUGAAUAGCUUUUUUAGAACGUCAUGGCUCAGGAGUACGAUGCGUGUCUGGCAUUCACCAAGACACUGGUUCAAUCCCCAUUCUGCUCCACCAAUUUUCUCAUUAGUUAAUUCUUAAUAAUAAUAAUAAUAAUAAUAAUAUAUUGCGAACAUGAAUUACAGACUUGAGAAAAUUAACCAACCGCAUGUUAAUUUUAACUUGAAAAAUACAACGAAAAGACUAUCAUUCCAAAAUGAGAAUAUUUGAAACGGUUAUUUCAGGAAAAUUUGGCAAUUCUGGUUAUUAGGUGUACUGUUUAUAUAUAUAUAGUGUAUGCAUGUAUCUGCUUAUUUAUGUAGGAGCAGAGAUAGAUCUGUCAUUAAAUAUGCAUUUGGAUGUUAUUUGCCAAUAAGUUAACAGUUUGUUAGCAAGUUAACAAGUUGUAAGAAUAUUUAAACCUUCAUGAAAAUUGAAUGCCAUUGACACUGAAUGAUCAAGUGAAUAUUUUGAUUUUCUCCUGCUUGGUGCUUUGAUAUCAGAUCAGUAUCGUAUUAUUAACCUAACUCAAGUCCCGGACAAAUGGGGAGAAUCGUAGCAUCAAGCCUUAAAAGCUAAUGCACUUAUUAUUUAAUAAAGCAUGAUAUAAUUGAGCCCAUUAACUUGUGUGUAUGUUCUGUGAUGUUUCAUGGCAGCCUCCGUAGAUUAUAAUUGUCUGCCAAAUCUCAUCACUUUGAUGCCAAAUUUGAUCAUGAGAAAGACAUAAUAUAUUAAGCACAGUAAAAGCUGAGUGGACAUGAAAUUAAUUUUUCAUAGAAAAUGUAGCUCUUAUUAUGACAUUAUCCUCAUUUAGCUCUUCAUUUUUCUUUAGGAAUGUAUGCCUUAAUCUGUUGUUGUUCUACUGCAACAUUACUCUUUGUGUUGCAUUGAUUACAAGUGUUGCUAUUAUGUGUUGAAUACUCGAGUUCCUCAAUUACUACGGUCACGUACUCUGGAGCACCGUGAUGGUGUCAUCUUCUAAUGCACAUAUCAUGCCCCUGGAGGCAUUUACAGGGUAUCUAAUUCCUCUUGUAAUUUAAAUAAAUCAGAGGUUGUCACAGAUAAUUUAUGUAUAUUACCCAUGAAAUAUAAAUUAUUUUUAUUGUGCUGGGUCAGAGUAAUAAGUGUAGUCUCAAAGAUUUACAGAAUAGAAAUAAAUUUUUAAAUUUCACUAGCAAAUGUAAGUGCAGCUUUUUAUGCAGCAGAUUAAUAAACUGUAGCACAAUACUACAGAAUGUUUUAGCUGUUCUUGCCAAGUAAAUUUUUUAAAGUACUAAUAUUAAUACAGUAUAUCAGUAGGGAAAUUUUAUUUAGCCUGUAUGGGGCUUCAACAAUACUUAUAUGAUAAUUACAUGUUUUGCUUAAAAAAAAUUGUAGCAAGCCAUAUAUACAUGUUCUGAUAUUAAGAAAAAAAACAGGGUACUUAAAGAUGCAUUUUUUAUAGAAAAUAAUUUUUUUUUCUUUAAACCAUAGGUGAUUUCUAAUGUGAUUUUUUCCAUUUACACAGUAAUGCUUCACAACUCAAUAAUUUGUAUUUCUUAAUUUGUCUUGGUAUAUAUUACUCCAAGAGCUUUAUUUACAAUCACCUCACUUGAUUCAAUGUUAUUACAAGUCCCUCAGUGUCUUUUACAGAAGGAUAUUUAGUGCAAAACAGUUUCCUGAAACAAUGAAGUUCUUGUAAUUGGAACUGGUUUCAAUCUUUAAUUACAAUUUCCCAUAGUCAUUGCCCAUACAAAUUUUAGUGAAUAAAUUGUGUUAACCAAACAAGGACUAGAAAAGUCUCUGACAAAUUUGGGAUGACUUUAAGUUGCAGUACUGACCCCUGCCUACGAGCUGUGAGACUCCAAGCCUUUCUGUACUACACAACGUUGCCAAACUUGCCGCACGGUGUUCAGUGUAAGUCUCAAUAAAGCAUAUGCAAA
Messenger RNA from Procambarus clarkii (red swamp crayfish), 11054 nucleotides. RefSeq names its product mucin-2. The record is from RefSeq and is a predicted model, not a curated record. NCBI's taxonomy places the organism in Eukaryota, Metazoa, Arthropoda, Malacostraca, Decapoda, Cambaridae. Gene Ontology annotation, molecular function: protein binding; zinc ion binding; DNA binding.